CAGUAGUAAAAUAGGAGGGGACGCCGCACCACCACCGAAAGCUCGCACUCCUCCUAACCGGAGCUCGCCACUACCCUCCCAUCCCAUGGCGAUGGCGUCGCCGCCGCCGGUCGAAGUCGACCUGGGAAAGCUCAGCUACGAGAUAUUCUCCCUCCUCGAGAGCAACUUCCUCUUUGGCGCCGCCGCCGGCGGAGGAGGAGGCGGAGGCGGAGGUGUUUGUUCGCUGCCGGGGACGCCGGGGAGGGCGGUUCUUGGUGCGGGAGGUGGCGGAGGGAGGGUGAGGGUGCUGACGAUCGAUGGGUGCGGGCGUGGACCUGGUGACGCUCUGCUGGCCGCGGCGGCGCUGGUGAGGCUGGAGACGGCGCUGCGGGAGAAGGCCGGGGAUGGAGACGUGAGGGUGGCGGACUUCUUUGACGCGGCGGCGGGCGCCGGGGCCGGGGGCGUGCUGGCGGCGAUGCUGUUCUUGAAGGGCCCCGAUGGGCGGCCGAGGUACACGGCGGCGGACGCGCUGGCGUUCGUGGCAGCGAGCCUCGGGAAGGGCGGGUGGUGCGGCGGGAGGCGGAGGUGGAUGGCCCUGUUCCGGCGCCCCGAGAGGUCGUCGCUCCGGCGGGUUUUCGGGGACGCGACGCUGCGGGAUACCGUUGCGCCGCUGCUGGUGCCCUGCUACGACCUCGCCACCGCGGCGCCGUUCCUCUUCUCCCGCGCCGACGCCGUCGAGAGCGACAGCUUCGACUUCCGCCUGCGCGACGUCUGCGCCGCCACCUGCGCCGGCGGGGCCACCGCCACGGCCGUCCGCUCCGUCGACGGACGCACGGCCAUCGCCGCCGCCUCGGGGGGCGUGGCGGCCAUGGGAAACCCCACCGCCGCCGCCAUCACCCACGUCCUCCACAACAAGCAGGAGUUCCCCCUCGCCGCCGGCGUCGACGACCUCCUCGUCUUCUCCAUCGGUUCCGGCUCCUCCUCCGGCGCUCCACCCUCCGUCGCCCCGUCCUCCGGCUGGCGAACGCCUCUCCCCUCGCGCUCGCCGUCUCCCGCCGAGAUGGUCCGCCUCACUGCCGAGGGCGUCGCCGACAUGGUAGACCAAGCGGUGGCCAUGGCUUUCGGACACACGUGUGGGCGCAACUACGUCCGCAUCCAGGCUGCGUCGCCGGCGUGCUCGACGAAGGCGCUGAGCUCGCUGGACGUGAAGAAGGCGGCGGCGAUCGCCGACGGGAUGCUGACGCAGCGCAACGUGGAGGCGGAGCUGUUCCGGGGGCGGCGGCUGUCGGAGAAGUCCAACCGGGAGAAGCUGGACGCGUUCGCGGCGGAGCUGGUGAAGGAGCAAGACCGGCGGCGGGCUUCGCCGGGGCUCCCCAACGUGGUCAUCAAGCAGGCCAGCUCCGCCACGCCGACGCGCCUCUCGUCGGCGACCACCGCCUCCUCCGUCACCGGCACCACCGCCACCGCCAGGACCGCCGUCUCCAGCAUGCCGUCGCCGGCGGCGUCGCUGGACUCCGACCGCCACUAGCAACGGAGAUCGUUCGAUCGCACGUGUAGAAUUUUUUUUGUACAUGCCAUCCAUGGACAGACCGAUCGAGGAGAUGGUUAUUUAUUUAUUUAUUUUUCUUUUUUUCCUCGUCCGAUGAGUCACUGACAUGCCGGGUCAGCUGCAAAUGAGGUGAAACCAAUUAAGUUAUAUAAAUAUUUAUGUAACUUAUAUCCA
Molecule: messenger RNA, 1702 nt
Organism: Oryza brachyantha (malo sina)
Lineage: Eukaryota; Viridiplantae; Streptophyta; Magnoliopsida; Poales; Poaceae
Product: patatin-like protein 3
Exons: 3
Coding region: 86-1507 (473 amino acids)
Biological process (GO): lipid metabolic process
Source: RefSeq, a predicted model, not a curated record